CCCGUCCCCAAUUAUGUCGUCUCUGAUCCGCCGGAAGGACCGACGAAAGAAGAGCGAAAGAAAGAAUGAAUGAAUGAAUUUCAAUGGUAAUGAAUGACGAGCAGCAGCAGCAGCAGGAGGCCGCGCUCGCCAAACCCGAUGCACCCCGAGCCGGAGACGAACGCGGUGAGAAAACGGUUUUUACGUUGACGUAGACCAGUGCCAUACAGCGCUGCGUACAAUCCACGUGUGACGGAGGGCGAAAGAGGAAAGCGAAUCGGACGGCGGGGACGCGAAGAUGCGCCGGUCCGAUUGUGGGUCGACCGUCCCCGAAAUAUUCUUCGUCGGCCUGGGAGCCCGAACGAGAGUUCUGGUCUGGUCCGGUCCCGUCGCGUCUGGCGAGGCAAGACGUACGAAAUGGGCAUUACAGUAGACUCGGCCCCCAGGAGCAAUUAAUGAUUGAUCCCUUCGACAGAGAGCGGAAUCUUGUGCUGCAUCUGCAGAUCCUUGCCAUUGCCAGCGUCUGAACUUGUCGAACCACCUACGAGAGCCACAUCCUUCCUGAAGCGAGCCAGCGUUUCAAGACGAGGCGUCACGACUUCGUCACUCCAAUUUUUCCGGAAUCUCCCGCACUGCACUGACUCACUCUCCCCAUCGCUGGGGUCGUCUUCGUCUGUCGUAGUCGCCGUCGUCGAUCUGCGCGACUUAAGUAAAGAAAGCAAGCAGGCAAAGAAAUCGGAAGGAAGGAAGAACCAACCAACCAACCAACCGCGGAUCGGAUUGACUCAUUGCCCACGUACCCGUCGCCCUCUGGGCCUGCGGACUGGAGAGCGCUGGAGCUCCGUGCUCUUUUCGGGGUUUUGAAUCAGGGUUCAGCUGAAAGAGGUCGUUGGGGCCCGGGGGCCAGAUUGGCGGUUGACAGGUGGGUCCUGUGGUCGUCGUGCUGCUUCGACAAUCUUCGGUAAGCACAGAGGAGGGCGACGAGAAUUGGGUUCUAGGGUUUAGGGUUUAUGCUUCUCCGAGCUCAUGCUGACGAUGGCUGUGACAAACUCCUGAACCAAAUGAUCCUGCGCAGAUCUACUUGGUAAUUCGGAGUCUUUUCUGCUCUGCAGCUGGACUGGAAAUGACAUGCUACGAGAACCCUCACUCGAUGCUUCCUUGCCUGUCCCUCUGCGUCGCGCAGCGCAGGCCAGACACCGUCGAAACUCACUUCGAACUCUGCGUUGACGUUUUCCGCCGCAGUCAUUCGCUAGCCUAGACGAGCUGGUGACUGAUGAUGCGUGCAGGAUUAUAUGGUGCUUAAUUCCUUUAACGGUGUGACGCGGUCUGUCACACGACAAGAAGUUGAGCCGAUUGAGGCAUACGGGUCAUAAUCCAUUUUCAGAUGCCGAGCAACAAGAGGCGUUCCUCGACCGGAGGGCAUUCGACUCCAUCCAAGCCUCCCCUGCCUUUGGCUGCUCUUGCAGAUGGCAGGUCCACACCACCACCGAGGACAAACUCGUCACCUCCGCAGACACCUGCGAGCGGCAGAAUUGGGACGUUGGGAACUCCGAGGCGUGACGGUGAAUUCUGCUCAGGUAGCUUCAAUGCAACAGUUGUUGCCGUGGAUGACAAGGAUUCAAAGGGCAGGGCGGUGAUAUGGUUGUCAGAGCAGGCCAUGCUGUCUACUUCAAUCUCUACUGGAAGCCUCGUAUAUGUCAAUGUUUUAGCUCCCAUUGGCCACCCCGAGGCGAUCUGUGGAUCCUUGGAGUCAGUACGGGAUGCUUCAGUCAUGGAAUGCGGACUGGAAGUGCCCCGUAAUUCAACUUUUGGUGCGGCGAUGGCUGUCUCUAUCGCUUGGCCGUCUAAAAAGUUGGUCAAGAAUGAGGUGAGGAUAUCGAGAGUCCUCUCGUAUUCUCUGGGUUCUCCUGUCCCUGGUACAAGUCUUUCUCUAAAUUUACUCAAGAGCCAACUUGCAAAUGCGGAUGCAACGCGAGCUAUUAUCGAAAGAGAUGAUCCUAUCGGAGCAUUGCCUGUAGUUGUUUAUGAGUGCUCUGAGAUAUCUUUGCGGUGGUGUCCUGUACAACAUUCACAACAAACGGAAUUCAUUCCCGUCCUCCGUAGGUUUCCAUCAUUUAGCAAGGAGGAGUUGGCAAUGUCCUCACCAUCUGUGAGCACUCCAAGGCGUCAAGGACAUCAGGAAUCAGACAAAGGCAGAGCAGUCUCGUCUUCCCCUGCAAGCCGGUCCCCCUUUUCAGGCAGCACAAAGUCGCCAGCGGGACGAGAAUCUAACGAGAAUACAAUUGAACAGGAACAAAGUAACGAUGCCCUUGUUCAGCAGCGUUGGGACUCCGUAUGGGCUGCAUUUGGAAAGGGAAAGGAGAAUGUGAGAAGUCUUAUGGAAGGCUUUGCUGCGCGCUGGCUUGCAGGCCGGUAUCUACUUCCAGGCAACGUUGUGCAUGUUUCGUUGUGUGGGGCUGACUGCAUGAUGCUGGUCACGGAAACAAAACCCUUAGUUCAGUCGGAUAUUUCUACAGGAAAGAUAACUUCUAGUCCUUACAAUCAUGAAAUUCAUGAGGACAUAAAAGUCAGUGCUUUCUCACCAGAACCAGUUGCCUUGUAUCGUAUGAGUUUGAAUACAAGAGUUACUUUGCUCCCGCCAACAGUGAAGAAAGAGGAGUCUGUUGCAGAAUCACAGCACGAUGUGGUCACUUCUGCAUGCUCAGAAACUGUCGAAGGAGACAAAGUACAAGGAUCGAGUGCGGAUGUGGGUAGAAUUGAAUAUUCUUCCUUGGGCGGUUUGUCUGCACAAAUCAAGAAGAUAAGGGAACAAGUAGAAUUAUCGUUAAUCUACCCUCACAUACUUUCAAGAUACGGUUUGCAACCUGCAAGGGGAGUCCUUCUUUACGGACCACCUGGCACAGGAAAAAGUUCACUCGCGAGGGCAGCUGCUUGUGAAGCUGGUGUUAAGAUGUUCGCAAUAAAUGGUCCAGAAAUAAUCAGUGAAUUUUACGGCGAGAGUGAAUCAGCGCUUAGGGCUGUUUUUUCCACAGCCACAAAAGAAGGUCCAUCAGUGGUGUUUAUUGAUGAGCUCGAUGCUAUCGUUCCAGAGCGGAAGGAGGGAGGUGAAGAACUGGCACAGCGAUUGGUGGCUGCUUUGCUGACUGUUAUGGAUGGUGGAGCAGAAGACAAUCUUAAGGGGGUCUUGGUCAUAGCUGCUACCAACCGCAUUGAUUCCAUUGACCCAGCCUUACGACGACCUGGCAGAUUUGACUUGGAGAUUGAGAUUGGAGUACCAUCUCCCUCUGAUAGACUAGGGAUAUUACAGGUUCUUCUUCGAGACCUUCGUCAUACUUUGAACGACUCCGAUAUCUCGGACUUGGCUGCUACAACUCAUGGUUUUGUUGGUGCUGACCUUGCUGCACUAUGUAAUGAGGCUGCAAUGUCCACACUGCGCCGGAUUGUCCACCUCCGCCAAUCGAGUCUCACAAAAGGAAUCGGUCGUGGAGAGGAGUCAUCGAACGUUGUUACACUAGAUCUUCGCAACUUUCAAAAACAGCUCUCACUGGGUCAAGAGUCUUUGUCAGAGGUAACAGUUCACGACUUUCAAGUGGCAAAGACAAAGGUUAGACCCAGUGCAAUGCGAGAGGUCGCUCUGGAAGUUCCAAAAGUGAAAUGGAACGACAUCGGGGGUCAUGACGACGUCAAACAAAAAUUGAAGGAGAUAGUGGAGUGGCCGCAGAAACAAACUGCUGCAAUUGCGCGCAUGGGAGUGGACCCUCCCCAUGGUGUACUUCUGCAUGGACCUCCUGGCUGCAGUAAGACACUCAUGGCAAGAGCAGUUGCUUCAGAAACUGGUCUCAAUUUUAUUGCUGUAAAAGGACCAGAAUUGUUUAGCAAAUGGGUGGGUGAGUCAGAAAAAGCUGUGAAGAGUCUGUUCGCGAGAGCAAGAGCAGCUGCACCUUCGGUCGUCUUCUUUGAUGAGAUAGACGGUCUUGCUGUGAAACGGGAAAGCUCACAUGGCCAGGGAGUUUCUGUUGGAGACAGGGUCAUGAGCCAGCUGCUCACAGAGAUGGAUGGGUUGGUUCCCAUGAAAGGUAUAUCAGUGAUUGCUGCGACCAAUCGACUUGAUAUCAUAGACAGUGCCCUUCUUCGACCUGGACGAUUUGAUCGCAUCCUUUACGUUGGUCCACCUGAUGAGGAUGCGAGACGGCAGAUAUUUGGCAUUCACCUAAGCAAAAUGCCUUGUAGCCCUGAUGUGUGCAUCAGCUCUUUGGCAGCCAUGACUUCGUCUUAUACUGGCGCUGAUAUAUCAGCUGUAUGUCGGGAAGCUGCCAUGAUCGCCUUAGAGGAGGACGUCAAUGCCAGAGAGGUUAGAGUGUGUCACUUAGACACAGCCAUAGCUCGAGUUAAACCAAGUAGCCUCGUAAGAAGUUAGGUGAUGAAUAUUUGACCACAAAUAAAUACAUUCGCAGUUUCAUGCCAAUUGUAAAAGAGUCUUACAAUUUUCUCUAGUAAGAGCUUCUGAUCAGUACCAACAGGUGUUUCUUGGAUUGUUUUUUGUACAUAAGGAGAGGUUGUCAGAAGUCAAACGUGAAGCUUAGACUGAUAGGAGUGUAUCCCUUUUCACCUUUAUAUUAGCCUUAAAAUUGACUUUUUACAUCUCUCGAAAAGCUCACCAGUCCAAGAUGUCCAUUUGAUUGUGAACCCCACUCAAGGGAAGUACAGCUUUGUAUGAACUACCUCGUACCACUCAUCGUCAAUACAUGUACUAUAUUGAAAUACUGGC
Molecule: messenger RNA, 4747 nt
Organism: Marchantia polymorpha subsp. ruderalis
Lineage: Eukaryota; Viridiplantae; Streptophyta; Marchantiopsida; Marchantiales; Marchantiaceae
Source: the annotation of a GenBank genome assembly